CUCUUAUCCAAUCAUGCCUGGAAUGCCGCUCGCCACUUGGGUUAUUUCUGCUAUCUGUCGCUGUCGGUGCCGCAGUGCUAAAGGUUUGGCAGAUGGGACGCUUUUCCUUGGAGUCUGUGUCUCCGCUUUUUGACUUCUGGCAGUGCCGGGCGGGCUGUCGCCGCUCGCCCUCUCCCUCCCUGCCCCCCUGGGCACCAUGGCCCAUCGGCUUCGGUUUCAUUUUGGCUCCGGCCGCAGCAACACGGCCCCCGAGUCGGAGAUCCUCGACCAGGAGAGAGAAGACGACUUUUUCAUGGCAUUCCACACCCUGCCGCGGCGGGGCGGCCCUCACCUCUUCGCCCCCCGCGCGGCGGAGGACGGCGGAGGAGGCGGCGGCGGUGGCGGCCUGCCGGAGGCGGUGGGCGCGCUCAAGCGCAGCUCGUCCAUGUUCAUCCCGCAGCUGCUGAGCCCCGUGGACGCGCGGCCCACCCGGAGCUCCUCGGUGCAGAUCUCGCUGCAGCGCAAAGCGGCGGACGGGGCCCCGGACGCGUGCGGGCCGCCUGAGGGCCCGGACGGCGAUGCGGGGUCCGUGUCUCUGGGCCACUGCCCGGAGCCUCCAGAGCCCCAGACCCGCGAGAGCUCUCCUCCCAGGACCACCAGGAGUGCACGCCCCCUAGUCAACGGCACUUGUGGCAGCCGAGCACGGGGCCCUGUCGCUGCAGAUGGCCGCGAAGAGGCCGAGCCUUCAGCCACCCAGGGACCCGAAGGUGGUGGGCUCCGGAUCCAGCACCGAGCCUCCAGCGCCGACGUGCGCCAGGUGAGGCUGAUGCCCUUCGGGGCCGACGGCCAGGGCAACCCUUCGGCUCCAGAGCCCAGGCGCUGGUCCCUACAGCACGUUCCAGAUGCUUCUGGAAGUUCCGGGAAGAGGUGCUUUGUCUUCCAGCUGCAGCAGCCACCACCGGGCAUGUCAGGUUCGGGUGGUGAUUUCAACUUUGGGUUCACCGGCACCAAGGGGGACAGGUUGGUGCGGUACCCCCGAAUCCGGCUGGAAAGGAGCACCUCGUACCCCACACAGCCUCGCGCAGAACGCAGCAGCCCCACGGAGGAGCGGGACCACCAGGGACACCCAGAGACACCACCUCGGGGCCGCAGGGUGGCCCCUGAAAUCCACAGGACGAACUCCGUGGAAAGGACUCCGCAGGGUCAGGGCUGCACGUUUAAGAUCAGGCAAGAUCAGAAUGCGGGGCAGCAGCAUUUCAGAAUUCUCGUGACUCGGGGACCGGAGGAAUCUCCCCAGGCUCCGCAGGAGAGUAACCCCACCAGCCCAGCUUCCCCAGUGGCCAGAGCGCCGACACGAGACGACUUCCUGGGACAGGUGGACGUGCCCCUUAAUCAUCUCCCGACAGAAGACCCAACCAUGGAGCGACCCUACACGUUUAAGGACUUUCUCCUCAGACCGAGAAGUCAUAAAUCUCGAGUGAAGGGGUUCUUGCGGUUGAAAAUGGCCUACAUGCCGAAAAACGGGGGUCAAGACGAAGAGAACGGCGAGCAGCGGGGCGACGCGGAGCACGGGUGGGAAGUUGUGGACACGAAUGACUCAGCUUCUCAGCACCAGGAGGAGCUUCCUCCGCCUCCUCUGCCCCCGGGCUGGGAAGAAAAAGUGGACAACUUAGGUCGGACCUACUACGUCAACCACAACAACCGGACCACGCAGUGGCACCGACCCAGCUUAAUGGACGCGUCCUCCGAGGCGGACAGCAACAUCCGGCAGAUCAACCAGGAGGCAGCGCACCGGCGCUUCCGCUCCCGCAGGCACAUCAGCGAGGACUUGGAGCCCGAGCAGUCGGAGGGCGGAGACAACGAGCCUUGGGAGACCAUUUCAGAAGAAAUGACUGUCACCGGAGACUCCCUCAGUCUGGCGCUGCCCCCACCCCCCUCCUCCCCAGGCUCUCGGACCAGCCCUCAAGAGCUGUCCGAGGAACUGAGCAGGAGACUUCAGAUCACUCCGGACUCCAACGGGGAGCAGUUUGGCUCUUUGAUUCAGAGGGAACCCUCCUCGAGGCUGAGGUCAUGCAGUGUCACCGAGGUGGUCGCGGAGCAGGCUCACCUACCACCGCCCAGUGCCCCAGCUAGGAGAGCUCGUGCAUCCACGGUCACGGGUGGUGAGGAGUCAACGCCAUCAGUGGCCUAUGUACACACCACGCCGGGCCUGCCUUCGGGCUGGGAGGAGAGGAAAGAUGCUAAGGGACGCACAUACUAUGUCAAUCAUAACAAUCGAACCACAACCUGGACGCGGCCCAUCAUGCAGCUCGCAGAAGAUGGUGCCUCUGGAUCCGCCAACAGUAACAACCACCUAAUCGAGCCUCAGAUCCGCCGGCCUCGUAGCCUCAGUUCGCCAACAGUAACUCUAUCUGCCCCACUGGAGGGUGCCAAGGACUCUCCCAUACGCCGGGCUGUGAAAGAUACCCUUUCCAAUCCACAGUCCCCACAGCCAUCUCCUUACAACUCCCCCAAACCACAACACAAAGUCACACAGAGCUUCCUGCCCCCCGGCUGGGAGAUGAGGAUCGCGCCCAACGGUCGGCCCUUCUUCAUUGACCAUAACACAAAGACUACGACAUGGGAAGACCCACGCCUGAAAUUUCCAGUACACAUGCGGUCAAAGGCACCUUUAAACCCCAAUGACCUUGGCCCUCUUCCUCCUGGCUGGGAAGAAAGAAUUCACGUGGAUGGCCGCACGUUUUACAUUGACCACAGCAGCCAGGUGUUGUGUGGACAGAGUGGUCCCAGGGAAUCAGGGCCUUCGCACGAUAGCAAAAUAACUCAGUGGGAAGACCCAAGAUUGCAGAACCCAGCUAUCACCGGCCCGGCGGUUCCUUACUCCAGAGAAUUUAAGCAGAAAUAUGACUACUUUAGGAAGAAAUUAAAGAAACCUGCUGAUAUUCCAAAUAGGUUUGAAAUGAAACUGCACAGAAACAACAUUUUUGAAGAGUCCUAUCGGAGAAUCAUGUCCGUGAAGAGGCCAGACGUCCUCAAAGCUCGACUGUGGAUUGAGUUCGAAUCGGAGAAAGGCCUGGACUACGGGGGCGUGGCCAGAGAAUGGUUUUUCUUACUGUCCAAAGAGAUGUUCAACCCCUACUAUGGUCUCUUCGAGUACUCUGCCACGGACAACUACACCCUUCAGAUCAACCCCAAUUCGGGCCUCUGUAACGAAGACCAUCUGUCCUACUUCACUUUUAUUGGAAGAGUUGCUGGUCUGGCGGUGUUUCACGGGAAACUUUUAGAUGGAUUCUUCAUUAGACCGUUUUACAAGAUGAUGUUGGGAAAGCAGAUAACCCUGAACGACAUGGAAUCUGUGGAUAGUGAAUAUUACAACUCCUUGAAGUGGAUCCUGGAAAACGAUCCCACUGAACUGGACCUCAUGUUCUGCAUUGACGAGGAAAACUUCGGACAGACGUAUCAAGUGGAUCUGAAGCCCAACGGGUCCGAAAUCAUGGUCACCAAUGAAAACAAGCGGGAGUAUAUCGACCUGGUCAUCCAGUGGAGGUUCGUGAACAGGGUCCAGAAGCAAAUGAACGCCUUCUUGGAGGGAUUCACAGAACUGCUGCCUAUUGAUUUGAUUAAAAUUUUUGAUGAAAACGAGCUGGAGUUGCUGAUGUGCGGCCUCGGCGACGUGGACGUGAACGACUGGAGACAGCACACCAUCUACAAGAACGGCUACUGCCCAAACCAUCCUGUCAUCCAGUGGUUCUGGAAGGCCGUGCUGCUGAUGGACGCCGAGAAGCGCAUCCGGUUACUGCAGUUCGUCACGGGGACGUCCCGGGUGCCUAUGAAUGGAUUUGCUGAACUGUAUGGUUCCAACGGUCCUCAGCUGUUUACAAUAGAGCAAUGGGGGAGCCCCGACAAACUGCCCAGAGCUCACACGUGCUUCAAUCGCCUUGACUUACCUCCAUACGAAACCUUCGAAGAUUUACGAGAGAAACUUCUCAUGGCCGUGGAAAACGCGCAAGGAUUCGAGGGGGUGGAUUAAGCGCCCCCCCCCCCGCCCCGGGUGGUGGUCCGUGGAGCAAGCCCCGCUUGCACCUUCACAUCUCCCGCCCAGGCUUUGCAGAGACGACGACGACGACGACGACGACGACGGUCGAGAGUGUUGCGCAGCGGGCUCCCUCCCGGAGCAGAGCCUUCGCCCGCGACGUGCCCACGCCCGGACGUGGGAACCCAGGCCCACGUCCCGUUUCUGCAUUUUCCACCGCCAAUUAUCAACCUGUUGACGUGUACACUAAUUACAUUUCAGGAGGACUUAACUCUAUUUAUGUUGUGCCUCUGUAGGCGGAGCCCUUAAUAAACAUUUUACAUACUUUAUAAUGACCAUGAACGGAAUCAGUCACUCGGCAGGUAUAGUAUUACAACUCAUGUUUACUUUUUGGAAAUGAUUUAGACCGAUUUUCCGAUUUCAUUUCACUGCAAUUAAAGAUGUGUCCUGUACUUGGAAAA
Messenger RNA from Phyllostomus hastatus (greater spear-nosed bat), 4473 nucleotides. RefSeq names its product NEDD4 like E3 ubiquitin protein ligase (gene NEDD4L). Gene Ontology annotation, biological process: ubiquitin-dependent protein catabolic process; regulation of dendrite morphogenesis. The transcript is spliced from 28 exons. The record is from RefSeq and is a predicted model, not a curated record. Gene Ontology annotation, molecular function: protein binding; sodium channel inhibitor activity; ubiquitin protein ligase activity. The coding region runs from base 197 to 4009 and encodes 1270 amino acids. Lineage: Eukaryota; Metazoa; Chordata; Mammalia; Chiroptera; Phyllostomidae.